This is a messenger RNA of Magnolia sinica, 657 nucleotides long. RefSeq lists its product as uncharacterized. NCBI's taxonomy places the organism in Eukaryota, Viridiplantae, Streptophyta, Magnoliopsida, Magnoliales, Magnoliaceae. The coding region runs from base 206 to 574 and encodes 122 amino acids. The record is from RefSeq and is a predicted model, not a curated record. The transcript has a single exon.
CCACUCCAGAAAAUCUCGCUCUCUCCCUCUCUCUCCAUCUCUCUCCCUCUCUUUCAAUACCCUGGAAAAACCCUAAUCUCUCUUUCAAUACCCAGGAAAAAUCCCAUUCUUUUUCUCUGUCAAUACUCUGAAAAAACCCCAAUCUCUCUCUCAAUACCCUCUAAAAACUCAAUCUUUCUAUCUCUCUCUCUAUAUCUUCUCAGCUAUGAAUCCAAGGAGACUCGAAAGAAGCCCUUUGAGAGUCUCAUCAAAGCGCCAUGAAAGGCUCCAAAAAUAUCUAAAACCAGGCGCGCUCGCCCAACUCAGAAACUCCAGAAUCAACUCCAGAUCUAGGCUUCCCCACCUCCAAAGCCUCCACAUUCCAUCACCACCGUCCGUUACCAACAUUGCCGCUCAGAUCGCCGCCAUUGACGCCCUACCUUGCUUUGCCGCCAAGAUCUACGGUCCACGGUUCCCGCAGCGGAAGAAGCUCGUUGCUUCCAAGUCGGUGUUCUUCGCCCCAUCGAGCCCGGCUCCAGAUCCGUCGGAUUCUUUGAUGGAUGUCUUCACUUCUGAUCUUGUAAUCGCUCAUUGAAUCUGAACUAUUUUUGUGUAGAUUCGGCUCGGUUUCUUCAUAGAUCUGAAACUAAAUAAUAAAAAUUAUCAAGUUUCCUUUUU